This is a messenger RNA of Cottoperca gobio, 3512 nucleotides long. RefSeq names its product heat shock protein 4a (gene hspa4a). Gene Ontology annotation, molecular function: ATP-dependent protein folding chaperone; ATP binding. NCBI's taxonomy places the organism in Eukaryota, Metazoa, Chordata, Actinopteri, Perciformes, Bovichtidae. The record is from RefSeq and is a predicted model, not a curated record. The transcript has 19 exons. Bases 204 to 2720 code for a protein of 838 amino acids. Gene Ontology annotation, biological process: protein folding. Gene Ontology annotation, cellular component: nucleus; cytosol.
GCUGCAGCCUGCCAGCACAGAUCAGAGACACCGGUAACUGGCAGCGGUGUGGAUUAUGUCUAGAAGUAGCUAUACUUAAAACAGUGCACCACAACUACUUCACCUAUCUUUUACAUCCUUUCAAAACUGAACGUUUGUUUUAUUUUUAUAGGUCGAACUUUAGAUAACGUUAUUAUAGCGAGAAGGCAAUCGUAUCGCCGAAGAUGUCAGUGGUGGGAUUUGACUUGGGCUUUCAGAGCUGCUAUGUAGCUGUAGCCCGAGCCGGAGGGAUCGAGACUGUCGCUAACGAGUACAGCGACAGAUGCACACCCUCAUUUGUAUCAUUUGGACCACGAAAUCGAUCUAUAGGAGCAGCUGCAAAGAGCCAGGUGGUGACCAACAGUCAGAACACGGUGCAGAGCUUCAAGCGAUUCCAUAGCAGGGCCUUUUCAGACCCCUAUGUCCAGUCAUCCAAGUCUAACUUGGUGUACGAUCUGGCACCGAUGCCCUCUGGAUCCACCGGUAUAAAAGUGAUGUACAUGGAGGAGGAGAGAGUGUUCAGCAUCGAGCAGGUCACUGGCAUGCUGCUGAACAAACUGAAGGAGACUGCUGAAAGUGCACUGAAGAAACCAGUUGCUGACUGUGUCAUCUCGGUCCCGAGCUAUUUCACUGACACAGAAAGAAGGUCAGUCAUGGAGGCAGCUCAGAUCGCAGGCCUCAACUGUCUACGACUAAUGAAUGAGACCACUGCAGUGGCUCUGGCAUAUGGCAUCUACAAGCAGGAUCUGCCAGCUCCAGAAGAGAAGCCCAAGGUGGUGCUGUUUGUGGACGUAGGCCACUCGGGUUACCAGGUGUCAGUUUGUGCCUUCAACAAGGGAAAAGUUAAGAUCCUGGCCACAGCGUUUGAUUCUGAUCUUGGGGGGAAGGGCUUUGACGACAUCUUGGUCAACCACUUCUGUGAGGAGUUUGGGAAAAAGUACAAGCUGGACGUCAAGUCCAAGCCCCGGGCGCUGGUCCGACUGUACCAAGAGUGUGAGAAGCUCAAAAGGCUGAUGAGUGCCAACUCCUCCGACCUGCCUCUCAACAUUGAGUGCUUCAUGAAUGACAUCGACGUCUCUGGUAAACUUAACAGAGGUCAAUUUGAGGAGAUGUGUGCGGGGCUGCUGGCCAAAGUCGAGGGUCCCCUGCGCAGCGUCAUGGAACAAGCCAAGCUGAAAAAGGAAGAUAUCUAUGCAGUGGAGAUCGUUGGCGGUGCCUCCAGAAUCCCCGCCAUCAAAGAGCGAAUCAGCAAAUUCUUUGGCAAAGAGCUGAGCACCACCCUGAACGCAGACGAGGCCGUGGCCAGAGGCUGCGCUCUGCAGUGUGCCAUCUUGUCGCCAGCAUUCAAAGUCAGAGAGUUCUCCAUUACUGACGUUGUUCCCUACUCCAUCUCUCUAAAAUGGAAUUCAGCUGCAGAAGAGGGACUGAGUGACUGUGAGGUGUUCCCAAAGAACCAUGCAGCUCCCUUCUCCAAAGUAUUGACCUUCUACCGGAAAGAGCCCUUCAAUCUUGAAGGUUACUACAACAACCCCAAGGAGCUGCCCUCCCCCAACAGCACUAUAGGCCAGUUCCUGAUUAAGAAUGUGGUUCCUCAGGCGUCUGGAGACAGUGCAAAGGUCAAGGUGAAAGUUCGGGUCAACGUUCACGGCAUGUUCAGUGUGUCGAGUGCCUCGCUCGUAGAGGUCCUGAAAAUACCUGAGGGGGAAGAGGCAACCGAGACUGACCAGACGGUGACUGAAGAGGAGAACAAAAUGCAGGUGGACCAGGAGGAUCAGAAGCUCCAGGCGGGAGACCACGACGAAAAGAAAUCAGAGGCCGAGGAGAUGGAGACAACAGAGGACGCCAAGCAGGUGAAGAAGAACGACCAGCCCCCUCAGGCGAAGAAGCCCAAAGUCAAAACGAAGACAGUGGAGCUGCCCAUAGAGAACAAUUUGCACUGGCAGCUGUCCAAUGACGUACUGAAUCUGUGUGUGGAGAAUGAGGGUAAGAUGAUGAUGCAGGAUAAGCUGGAGAAGGAGAGAAACGACGCAAAGAACAACGUAGAAGAGUAUGUGUACGACAUGAGGGAUAAACUGCACGGCAUCCUGGAGAAGUUUGUGAACGAAGCUGAUCGUGACACAUUCUCAUUAAAACUGGAGGACACAGAGAACUGGCUGUAUGAAGACGGAGAGGACCAACUGAAACAAGUUUACAUUGACAAACUGGCUGAACUGAAGAACAUGGGUCAGCCAAUUUGUGAGCGAUACAUGGAAGCUGAGGAGAGACCACGAGCAUUUGAGGAGCUUGGCAGACAGAUGCAGAUGUACAUGAAGGUCAUUGAAGCUUACAAGGCAAAGGAUGAGCAGUACGAUCAUCUGGAUGAGCUGGAGGUGACUCGGGUUGACAAGCAGGUGAAUGAUGCCAUGGACUGGAGGAGCAGCAAGAUGAACCAGCAGAGUAAUCAGGACCUCACUCUGGAACCAGUCAUCAAAGUCGGGGAGAUCCAGGCAAAGAUGAAGGAGCUUUAUUCAGCCUGCAACCCUGUGCUGUUUAAACCUAAGCCCAAGGUGGAGCCUCCGAAGGAGGAGGAGAAGACGGAGAAUGGGCCAGUCAAUGGGCAGGAGGGAACAGAGAGCCAGCCAUGCAACUCAGACACAGCCACAUCUGCAGGCACAGAACAGGGAGCGGCGGAGAACAAGCUCCCUGAAAUGGACAUUGAGUAACUGUUACAGCUGCCAUCUGAGUUUCACUUCCGUUUGUCCUGCUACUCGCCCCCCCCCCGAUUCUGUCCUUCUUCUGAGAGAUUAUUGUUGACACAGAACACACAGACCGCAGCAUCCCUUAUUAAUACAGUCAGCCACCUCGGCAUGUAAUUUCUCAUUUUCUUUCGAUAAAUACAAAAACAUUUGCGUAAUAUUAAUAUUGAAUGGACUACUUUAUGACAUAAAAGUUGUAAGCGUAGGGUGGAAACUGCUUUCUCCGUGUUGCUUUGAUGGCCAUUAAGUUAAAGAUUGUUUUGUUCAGCAUCUACUGAACACAUUUAAGCUAAGAAUGUCAAAUUUAAAGAAUUGUACGCAAAGUGGCUGUGCAGACGAAAACUAGUAAAUACACACAGGAUUAAUGAAAAUGUAAAAUAUUUCAAUAUUGUCUAAUUACGGUAUAGGUACAGUGGCUCAUGUAAACGAAUAUGGAUUGUUCCAAGUUGUACAUGACAAAUAAUUGUAACUGCUGGAUUAUGAUUUAUUUAGUUUAGAAGGAAGAAGGAAGGAGUUUUUGUUGAGUUUACUUGUAUUGUAUGUUGAAACUAGAUACUAAAAGUUACUGUCAUGCAGUAUUUCAUUGUUUGGCUUUUCUCAUUCAAAAGCAAUGGUCUGUUGGUUGUUCUCUGGUAGCCUUGUAUUGUCUUUUUUUCUACUUAACAGUGUGAAUGGUGGUCUAACAAAUCACCUUCAGGGUGCUGCUGUUAUUGCUACAUCACCCAAAAAAAGCAAAAAUAAAUCUUGACAAAAAAAGUG